Molecule: messenger RNA, 954 nt
Organism: Ambispora gerdemannii
Lineage: Eukaryota; Fungi; Glomeromycota; Glomeromycetes; Archaeosporales; Ambisporaceae
Source: the annotation of a GenBank genome assembly
AUGACAUGGGAUGAUAACGACACUUCACAAAUGAACCAUGUAAGCGGAGGUGGUAAAUUGUCACGAUCCUCGCAUACACUAACAGUUAUAGACAACCAUGCUUAUAUCUUUGGCGGAGAGCUGACGCAACGCGUUUCUGUAGAUAAUACUAUGUAUAUUUAUAAGCUUGGUAUGAUGGAACCCUCGAAUCUCAAAACAUUGGGAGACCCUGUUCUUCCGGAGACUCGAGAUCCCGGAAACAUUCCAGAACCACGAGUCGGUGCAGCUUCCGCAACUAUCGGACACUUGAUAUUUCUAUGGGGAGGACGAGAAAUGUGUCCGAAUUCUGGUCUAACAGAUCCACCUCCUAUAGCGAGAUCUUAUCAUGCCAUGACUGCAUCUCAAACCCACUUAUACAUAUACGGAGGUUGUCCUGUUUCCGGUCGACUGAAUGACUUAUACAGCUAUAACCCAUUAACCAGUCGCUGGACCACUCUUCCCGCGUCCACAGGUAUAUCACCACGUGGCGGUUCUGCCCUUGUUUAUCAUCGUCCACAAAAUAAAUUAGUUCUUUUUGGAGGUUUCAACGGAAAAACUGAAACAGACGAUCUAUAUGUUUUCGAUGUUGCGGCGAAUAAAUGGCACGAGUCAAGAAAUUUCAUUGUCAGUCUGCCAAAUAGUAAUCUAUUGGUGGCGAUGUAUGGGGAGCUAGACCCAAGUCCAAUUGGACAUGCAGAUGCAGGUAAGUUUUGGGAGGAUGUCUGGAGGAUCAAUGCUGAAGUGGGCGAUAAUCAGGAAGAGUUAGCAAUAGAAUGGGAUCGACAGCACACAUCCACCGCUGUUCUCCCGAAUGAAGUAGAAUCAAGGAAGCCUACUCCUCGAGGAUGGUUCCAAGUUGCGGGAUGGAAUGAAAAAGUUGUGCUCAGUGGUGGUUUGAAUAGUAAUAACGAGAGAUUAGAUGACUUGUGGUUUUAG